This is a messenger RNA of Micromonas commoda, 1340 nucleotides long. RefSeq names its product glycosyltransferase family 22 protein. Gene Ontology annotation, molecular function: alpha-1,2-mannosyltransferase activity. The record is from RefSeq and is a predicted model, not a curated record. NCBI's taxonomy places the organism in Eukaryota, Viridiplantae, Chlorophyta, Mamiellophyceae, Mamiellales, Mamiellaceae. The transcript has a single exon. Gene Ontology annotation, cellular component: endoplasmic reticulum membrane. The annotation marks the transcript as partial. Gene Ontology annotation, biological process: GPI anchor biosynthetic process.
AUGAAAGCUGAAACCACCGAUUUGCGCACGGUUUUCGCCGCGUGCGUACUCUUCCGCGUCGUCAACGCGCUCUGCGUGCGCACGUUCUUCAGCGCGGACGAGUACUGGCAGUCCGUUGAGGUUGCCCACAAGCUCGUCUUCGGCUACGGGCACCUGACCUGGGAGUGGACCCACGGUCUGCGGGGCUACCUCCAUCCGCUCAUUUUCGCAAUCCCGUACAAGAUCGCGCAGACGAUUGGAUUGGACAGCACGGCUGUGACGGUGUGGUCCCCGCGCAUCGUGCAGGCGGUCAUCGCCGCCGCGGGCGACGUCCACGUGUACAAACUCGCGCACAGGUGGUUCGCGGGCGCGAAGAGGAAGGCCAAGGAUGAGAAGUCCGAGGGCGCCGCCUCGCCGGAUGCCGCCGCGAGGUGGGCGCUGUUUUGCUCCCUCGCGUGCUGGUUCAACUUCUUCUGCGCGGUCAGGACAUUCUCCAACUGCACCGAGGCGGCGCUCACCGUCGCGGCGCUCGCGUACUGGCCGUGGACCGGCGCCGCGUCCGAGAACGACGACGUCAAGAACGUCAACCGACCUCUCUCGCUCGCGCUCGCCGCCGCCUCGUGCGUCGUUCGUCCAGCCGCCGCGCUCUACUGGCUCCCGAUGUUCGUGGAGGAGUCCGUCAAGUCGGUAAGCCGGGUACGUUUCAUUCUCAAGGAGGCGCUUCCUAUCGGCGCCGCAGCGCUGGCCAUCUCCACCUGCGUCGACAGGGUGUUUUACGGCCGAUGGGAGAUUGUGCCGUGGAAUUUUUUCAGGUUCAACGCCCUGGAUGGCGGCGGCGCCCUCUACGGCUCGCACCCUUGGCACUGGAACCUCACCCAGGGAUACCCCGCGAUCGCCACCGUGUUUCUACCCCUCGCGGCGAUAGCCUGCCGCGAUAAGAAGCGAUGGGCGCCCCUCGCCGUCGUCGGAUGGACCGUUCUUGGGUACUCUGUCCCCGCGCACAAGGAGUUUCGGUUUUUGCUCCCGGCGCUGGCCCCGACGCUCGCCGCCGCCGGUGCGCAGCUCGCGUCCUUCUCCUGUCGCAAACGCGUCGCCGCGGUGGCGCUAAUCCUUCUCACGCAGAUCCCCGCGGCGCUGUACCUGUCCCUCCGGCACCAGAGCGGCACCGUCUCGGUGAUGUCCGUGCUGACCGCAGCGGUGGACGCCGGCGAGACGCAUUCGGCUGGAAUCCUCUCGCUGACGCCCUGCCACCAGCACCCGUGGACCACCCACGUGCACAGACCGAACGUCGGCAUGCGCUUUCUGAGGUGCGAUCCUCCCGGGUUCGGAACCCCCAAGGGCGAGCUGGACGAGGCUGAUAA